Molecule: messenger RNA, 3024 nt
Organism: Fusarium odoratissimum NRRL 54006
Lineage: Eukaryota; Fungi; Ascomycota; Sordariomycetes; Hypocreales; Nectriaceae
Exons: 2
Coding region: 911-1225 (104 amino acids)
Source: RefSeq, a predicted model, not a curated record
AGCAUCAAGACCAUCACGACAGAAUGAGCGUUGCCAAUUACAAUACCCCGCCCCACAGCGCGCAAACUCUGCAACAAGUUCUGUCUCAACUUGAUAACGACUACGUACCUCCAUAUGCUCAAUAUGUCUUAGUCUUUCAGCGAACCUGCCUACGCAGAUACAACACGACCGUAAGAAGAGGAACGUGCCAGGGUGCCGACUGCACUUGAUCUCGACAGGAUAAUGGAGCACUUGGGUCUUUAUGCUUGGGUGACUUUAUCACUGACCUCGAAAACCCAAGACCCCUCCCCCGUACCUGCGGCAGUGUCUGUUCUCCAUCGACAACCAUCCUCCCCAGCCCGAUCGUGAUCCUCUUGCGAAAAUGACCACCUACAAUGCGCUCUUCGCCCGAACUCCCUUCAAGCUACCAGAGCCGAGUAUAUAGACGAAGCCGUGAUCGCGACCGUGACCGAUUUCUACCCGACGAGAUGCUCUGAUCUGGACGUCAUCCGGAUGCCACGAUGCCCUCCGACCGAAACAAUCCUAUACCGAGAUGGCCUGAUACAUGCAGCGGACUUGUCUUAUGCAGAGCCCGAAACCAGGCUUCGACUCGCAGUCCGGUCGGUCGAGAUUUGGUUGCACAUCCGCGCGCAUCGGACUCCGGAGCCCAUGAGAACAUCACACACUCCGCCUCAAACACUGCUCCCAAAAGACGGGCUUCGUGCUUGAAGGGCGUAAGAUUCGCACUCUCGGGUUUCCAGUCCCAUGUCUGUGGAAUUGCAAUCUCAUCCGACGCCCGAUCGGCACGCGGUUAAUACAUCAUCCUACAAUUGUUCGGGAGGGGCUGCGCCUUACACGCGACAAAGGAACGCUUGAUGAAGAGAGCUCGGGUGCAACGAUAAACCAUUGCCCGAGUCUCUGAGGUCUUCCAAUGCGCUCUCCGAUGGCAAAUGUCCCAGCCAUAUCUGUCUGCUGUCCUACGGAUGUUGUUCACUUGCGCAUCCGUAGGUGUUCGGGCAGAAAGAUAAAGUUCGAGUCCGAGAUUUCGACAUAUGGUCCGAUCAUGCUGCCACCAACCGCCAAUUGUCCAACGGCCCGUAGGAUCUUGCGUCCCGAGCCUGAGUUUUACACAAGAAGAAGGCCGAGUCACGCUAUGCCGUUGUCCGACGGACUUGGCAGCCCCCUCAGAGACCGAGACCUUCGGUGUUCGGUGGGGAUAUUGUCCGAGGAGAAGCACCAGAUGUGAACAGCUGGAUGAUACCGGAAAAUGGAUUCAUGGUAUCGCGGAACUUUUUACGAUUGCACUGAUGUGUCUCAUGGCCCAAGUCGGAGCUCGAGGUAGGUCAAUGUAAACGUAAAAUGUAAUCCUCAGGUGUCUUGAGAGUCGGACUCCUCAAGUCACCUUCCAACGUCCGACUUUGCUCAUCGCGUGACACCAUCAUAUCGUGAUGAAUGGUUAGGUAAAUGAAAGGAAAAGUGCUGUCUAUAUCACAAGGAAUGCCUACAACGAUCUUGGCCUCAUUGCUUACUUUCGCGAGGCUGGUGUUCAGGGGUUCCUGGCCAAUGUAGCGCUCGGAAGAGUGAAGUCCGUUCCCGACGGUGGUGAGAGUAAUUUAAAAGGACGAUUCUUGCGUACAUCUCUUGCUCUUCGUGAUUACUUCGUUUCUCACACUUAGACUAUCCUCAAAGGUAAUAGGCACCUGCCUCUCAGCGCCUUCCUCGAACUGCAGAUCCUUCCCAGCAGCUGGUCAAGUCUCCAACCAUGAUAUGUUGGCUCCCUCUUGAUGCAAUCCGUCGGCUGUAUUGAGAGUAUAUAUACUUAGUCUUUUUUCAGCACUGCUUAACGGGGCAUCGCUCAGGCAUUUCUCUCGUUAGAGUGGUCAAACGGGGGCUCCCAGUGCGGACCCCUGUGUAAAGCUGUAUACAGCGUUGUCUCUUUUACUUGUAGGCUGCUUCAGAGCUAUAUAUCCUGUGAUCUGAGAAGUGCUUAUCGGGGGACGGUAGUCGAGACAUUCCUCUCGUUAGAGUGGUCUAGCGGUUAUGCAUAUGUUAAUAUGCUAACAGCGCUCUUGUAAAGUCGUAGUAAGAUACGUCCUCUUUUUGCCUUUAGGUCACACGUUCGAGUGCUGGACUUUUUGUGAUAUUGAUAUGAACGACACAGAUUCGGCUGAAGCCAUAUACACCAUGAUCUAAUUGCUACUUCGCGGGGGUCGUGGUUCAGACAUUCCUCUCGAUAGAGUGGUCAAGCGGCUUGACUGAUCCCCUGCCAAUGUAAAGUUGUUUACAGCCUCGAUUUCCUUUUGCUCAUGCGUUCGAACAUGUUGGCCUUUCUUUUUGCACAAUGGCAAGGGUCAUUGGACUGCUCCUCGCUGAUGCUCGGGCCGUCAGACAUACUGGUGUCGUGGGCGGGACCCAGGUUGGCAUACCACGGAGCGAUUUCCAUGACAGAAGCAAACCUCCAGCGGGGUUACUCACUAUAUAUACCACAAUCUGAUCAAUGUUGUCGGGGUUGGGUUCAGACAUUCCUCUCGCUAGAGUGGUCUGGCCGAGUGGUUAGUGACGUAGCCGUGUAAUGCGCCAGCAUGAAAGGGAUAAUCGCACUAACGCUCAUUCCGCCUGUAAAGUCGUUUACAAUCCUUCCUCUUUUGCUCGCGCGUUCGAAUGCGUUAAUCUUUUGGAAUUUUGGUCUGAAGAGAUGAGGUUGUCGUCGCAGUGCUUGACAGUGCACGCUUGCAGUGGGUCGGUUGGUGGCAGACCACUUAGCGACUACAGUGGGGUCAGUCACCUGUAGCUGGACGUCAACGCUUCCCUGCUAGAGUGGUUUGGCAGUGCAACUUCCAAGUCACCAGUGCGAACACUAAUUGACUGGAAAUACUCUCAUGUCUGACGAAUACAUGUCAAAAUGGAAGCUGGAUGAUAAUCAGUGGCUUUUCCUCAUCCCUCAUCCCUCUCUUUGAUCCCUGACUGCUGUCUUAUGAGUAAAUUUACUGGGCACUGAGCUUAGUGAUGCGUGUAUUUCGAUUGGCUACAGUCUACCCGCUGGCA